AUGGAGGGCGCCGGUGAAAUGGAGCCCACCCCGCCGGUGAACGCUUCCAAUAUCAGCCAGCCGGAGGACGCGCCUGAGGCGGGCUGGGGUGCGCAAAGCCUCGCCUACCAGAUCACCCUGGCAUCGCUCCUUUCCGCCAUCACGUUGGCUACCAGCUUGUCCAACGCCUUCGUCAUCGCCACCAUCUCCCAGUCCAAGAAACUCCAGACGCCCGCCAACUUUCUCAUCGCCUCGCUGGCCGUCACCGACCUGCUGGUGUCCAUCCUAGUCAUGCCCGUGUGCGUCCUCUACACGGUCAUCCACGAGUGGACGCUGGGCCAGGUGGUGUGCGACGUGUGGUUGUCGUCAGACAUCACCUGCUGCACGGCGUCCAUCCUCCACUUGUGCGUCAUUGCCCUGGACCGCUACUGGGCCAUCACGGACGCGGUGGAGUACUCCAAAAAGCGCACGCCGGGACGCGCGGCCGGCAUGGUGGCUACCGCUUGGGUGAUCGCCAUCUCCAUCUCUCUGCCGCCGCUCUUCUGGAGGCAGGUCAAAGCGGACGAGUUGACCAGCUGCAGCGUCAACACCGACCACAUCUUCUACACCAUCUACUCCACCUUCGGCGCCUUCUACAUCCCCACCCUGUUGCUCAUCGUCCUCUACGGGCGCAUCUACGUGGAGGCGCGCAAACGCAUCCUCAAGCAGUCGCCGAAAAAGAAAAAGAAGGCGGCGGGCAAGAGGCUCACUUCGGCGUACCUGCAGGCUACGGGCUCUCCCGGCUCCAACGCCUCCACCAGCCCCUUGCAGGGCGGCAGGCACGACGCGCCGUCCUGCAGCGACACCAACUCGUCCACCAGCGACAGUCAGGUGAAGGUGACUCUGUCCGACGCGGCUCUGGAGAAGAAGCGCAUCUCUGCGGCGAGGGAGAGGAAGGCCACCAAGACGCUGGGCAUCAUUCUGGGCGCGUACAUCGUGUGCUGGUUGCCUUUCUUCAUCUACACCCUGGUGGUGGCUACAUGCGACGCCUGUCAUAUCCCCGAGCUCUUUGACUUCUUCACCUGGCUAGGUUACCUGAAUUCCCUCAUCAACCCCAUCAUAUACACCAUGUCCAAUGAGGAUUUCAAGAAAGCUUUCCACAAACUGGUGCGCUUCAGAUGCUGCAGAGGGUGA
This is a messenger RNA of Nerophis lumbriciformis (worm pipefish), 1152 nucleotides long. Lineage: Eukaryota; Metazoa; Chordata; Actinopteri; Syngnathiformes; Syngnathidae. The record is from RefSeq and is a predicted model, not a curated record.